GUUUUUUCUUUAAUUUUCUUGCUGAAUUACCAUUGUUAAUAUAUAUGCUAAAUAUAGUGCAUAAUGACUAUCCCAAAAAGGGUCCUAGUCUAGUACAGUAAUACGCUCCUACUAGCUAAUAAUGCUAAAAGCCGUACCGAUUCUUGGUUCAUGUUCUUCAGCUUCAUCGUCUGGGUUGGUGGCUUCUCUCUCCCAGAGAUUGAAAUUGAAGAAGAAGAAGAAGGCAAUCCUCCUCCAUCCCAGUUGUGCUUGUGGGUUUUCUUUGAUUUCAAGAACAUCCAUAGCCCCCAAAACAAUCUCAUUAUCAUCAAGAAAAUCAACCUCCCCAUUUCUUCUUCCAGCUCACAAGUACAAUCAAAAGGGCUAUUUCUGCAAUUUCAGAGUUUCUGGGAUGUCUCUUGCUCAUAAUGAAUCACCGCCCGAUGGCACUUCGUCAUCAUCACCAUCAUCAGUUACAAUUCACUCUUCAACUGGCAGCACCCGCAAGAUCAAUUUCUGUCAAUCAUGUGGUGGCCCAACAAAACAUGAGAUACCAAAUGGAGAGGAGAAUAUGAGGGCAGUUUGCACUGUUUGCGGAAAGAUUGCAUACGUGAACCCAAAAAUGGUCGUAGGUUGUUUGAUUGAGCAUGAAGAUAAGAUACUGCUAUGCAGGCGAAAGAUCCAACCAUCAUAUGGCCUUUGGACGCUUCCUGCUGGUUACAUGGAGAUGGGCGAAUCUGCUGCUGAUGGUGCAACUAGGGAAACAUGGGAAGAGGCAAAUGCAGAAGUGGAUAUUUUGUCCCCCUUUGCACAAUUGGAUAUACCUCUUAUAGGUCAGACAUACAUCAUUUUUCUAGCUAAGUUGAGGAGGCCCCACUUUUCACCAGGUCAAGAAUCAUCAGAGUGCAGGCUCUUUGCACUAGAUGAUAUUCCAUUUGAUUCCUUGGCAUUUUCAUCGAUGUUGGUUACCUUAAAACUGUACAUUGAAGAUCGACAGGUUGGAAAGCCCAAGUUUCACUAUGGCAUUAUAAACAAAAGGCCUGGGACCAGCCCUUCUGAAAUUUAUGCUUACACGCUUGAUGAUCACAUGAAAUCCUAAUUGUGUGUAACUUUUGUUGAUAAGUCUGCGCAGAUCCAACUGAGAUUCAUUGCUGCAGCAACCACUGCUGUUGUACAUAUUUUGAUGCGCCUCUGUUUUAACUUGUAAAUGAUGAGCAAGUAAAGCAGUAUCCGAAAAUUUCCUGUAUUUUAUGCAAUUCAAAAGUAAAAUCACUGUCAUUUGAUUCCCUCUAGUGCGGAUGUAUUCCUAGUCUCGGACAGCAUGCUGAAGGGAACGUCCAUUAGGAAUAUUAACUCAAAACAAGGUCCUUCCGCAUUUUCUGCGGAGUUCUGGAUUUACAAAAUACAACUACUUCUGUUGCAAA
Coffea eugenioides is the source of this 1403-nucleotide messenger RNA. RefSeq names its product nudix hydrolase 23, chloroplastic. The transcript has 7 exons. The coding region runs from base 122 to 1078 and encodes 318 amino acids. Gene Ontology annotation, molecular function: hydrolase activity. The record is from RefSeq and is a predicted model, not a curated record. NCBI's taxonomy places the organism in Eukaryota, Viridiplantae, Streptophyta, Magnoliopsida, Gentianales, Rubiaceae.